Juglans microcarpa x Juglans regia is the source of this 746-nucleotide messenger RNA. RefSeq names its product calmodulin-like protein 11. Gene Ontology annotation, molecular function: enzyme regulator activity; calcium ion binding. The record is from RefSeq and is a predicted model, not a curated record. The coding region runs from base 168 to 614 and encodes 148 amino acids. The transcript has 4 exons. NCBI's taxonomy places the organism in Eukaryota, Viridiplantae, Streptophyta, Magnoliopsida, Fagales, Juglandaceae.
CUUCUUAUAUAUAAAUAUAUAUGAAUAACUUCUCCAAAACCCAAUUUUAAUAAUUAACCAUUCUUUCUUUCAAACCCCAUCAGUUUUCUCCCCGUGGAAAUUAAGCAGCAGCUCUGUGUGUCUCUGAGUUGAUUACGUACAGUAUCAAAGCUUUAAACCCAGCUAGCAUGGCAGAUGCAUUGACAGAAGAUCAGGUUGCAGAGUUCCGAGAAGCCUUUUGUCUCGUUGACAAGGACUCGGACGGGUACAUUACUAUGGAAGAAUUGGCAACGAUCAUUCAGUCAUUCAAUGAAAACCCCACAAAAGAAGAAGUUCGAGACAUGAUUGGUGAAGUUGAUGCUGAUGGAAAUGGGACCAUAGACUUUGAAGAAUUCUUGAAUAUUAUGGCAAGAAAAAUGAAGGAAAAUGUUGCCGAGGAGCUAAAAGAAGCCUUCAAAGUUUUUGACAGGGAUCAAGAUGGAUAUAUUUCAGCCAAUGAGCUGAGACAUGUAAUGAUGAAUUUGGGGGAGAGAUUGACAGACGAAGAGGCUGAGCAGAUGAUUAAAGAGGCUGAUUUAGAUGGUGAUGGUCAAGUCAGCUAUGAAGAGUUUGCAAGGAUGAUGAUGCUCAAUUGAUUUAAAACGAAAUAAAAAUAGAGUCAUGCAUGACACCUUAAACAUUUUGAAUGCCCCCAUGCCUUUCCUUUCGUUGAUGCUAGUGAUUUCUAGCAAGGUUUGCAGGGCAAUAGAUGUACGUACAUAAAAUUG